Molecule: messenger RNA, 1785 nt
Organism: Somion occarium
Lineage: Eukaryota; Fungi; Basidiomycota; Agaricomycetes; Polyporales; Cerrenaceae
Source: the annotation of a GenBank genome assembly
UCCGACCACAUUCUGGAAAGUCAUCUGCCGUCGGUGAGUUAAAUACAUGUGCUAGAUCUGCAUGUGCUUUAUUAUUUCCUGUUCCUGCGAACAUUGAAUGAUACAUCCAGCUUGAACGGCACUCUCUAGCAACCGCCAGCUGUCUCUUUCCUUGCUCUCACAGCGUGCUCUGUGAACCAUACACUACCUCUAACCACCUCCUCACCUGGACGUUCACUUUGCCCACCAUGACUUGGACACGGUCUCUGAUACUUUCUCAACGGGCUGUCUCCAGCAAGACAGCCUAUCGAGCUGCGAUGCUGAGCAGAGGUUUCGCCAGCAGUGUUGCCAGGAUGCAGGGCAAGAUCGUAGUUAGCAAUCCGAUCGUAGAGUUGGACGGCGAUGAAAUGACUAGGAUCAUUUGGAAGAAGAUCAGGGAGGAGCUGAUCUUGCCGUACCUCCAACUCGACAUCAAGUACUACGACCUUGGUCUUGAGCACCGUGACGCUACCAACGACCAAGUCACGAUCGAGUCGGCCGAAGCUAUCCUCAAGUACAAUGUCGGUGUCAAGUGUGCGACUAUCACCCCCGACGAGGCCAGAGUCAAGGAGUUCCACCUGAAACAAAUGUGGAAGAGCCCGAACGGCACCAUUAGGAAUAUUCUCGGCGGGACAGUCUUCCGUGAGCCCAUCAUCCUAUCGCGGAUCCCCCGUCCAAUUCCUGGAUGGAAGAAGCCUAUCGUCAUUGGAAGACACGCCUUUGGCGACCAGUACCGAUCGACAGACUUCAUUGCACCAGGACCCGGAAAGUUGCAGCUGGUGUACACACCGGCGAAUGGCGGUGAGCCGACUGUGCUCAAUGUAUAUGACUUCAAGGGCAAGGGUGUCGCCAUGGCUAUGUACAACACCGACGAGUCCAUCACUGGCUUCGCCCACUCGUCAUUCAAAAUGGCCUUGGCCAAGAAGCUUCCUCUUUUCAUGUCCACCAAAAACACGAUCUUGAAAAAGUAUGAUGGUCGGUUCAAAGACAUCUUCCAAGAGGUCUAUGAAACGACAUACAAAAAGCAAUUCGAGGACGCCGGUAUCUACUACGAGCACAGACUCAUCGACGAUAUGGUUGCGCAAGCAAUCAAGUCUUCAGGAGGCUUCGUCUGGGCGUGCAAGAAUUAUGAUGGUGACGUGCAGAGUGAUAUCCUCGCACAAGGAUUCGGUAGCUUGGGUAUGAUGACUAGCGAGUUGAUCACGCCGGACGGUAAGACUAUCGAGAGCGAGGCCGCACACGGAACUGUGACUCGUCACUACCGUGAGUGGCAAAAAGGCAAGGAGACCUCCACGAACCCGGUCGCCUCCAUCUUCGCCUGGACCCGCGGACUUCUGCACCGCGCAAAACUAGACUCCAACGACCCCUUGCGACAGUUCUGUCUGGACCUCGAAUCCUCUUGCGUUGAGGUGAUCGACCAAGACGGGAUCAUGACCAAGGAUCUUGCGUUGGCUAUUCAUGGGAAGGACAUGAAGAGGGAACAUUGGGUCGUCACUGAUGUGUACAUGGAUAAGGUCCAUGAAAAACUGAAGCAGAAGAUCAGGGCGAGGGCUGAGAAGUCGUGAGUCUCUUGUGAAUCUGUCUUUUCAAUGGGGCGUUUGAGCGGUUGUAAGUACCGUGGAGGAGGGGGGCAUUGGGGUUGCGUGAUUGUGACCUUGUUGUGAGAUCUAUGUAGAACAUUUUCUUGUAUACCUAGCAACAAAUUUGAAUGUACCGUUACCUCAACCACCUUUUUGCGUGAUACUGUCCUGUUUACACUCAAUUUCA